AUGUCAACUACAACUAAGACUGGGUUUCAUGAUCACAUAGCUGGGGACGAUGCAUUGUCCCAGGCUAUGCUGAGGAUAUUAGAGAGGGUUACUGGGCCUAAUACUGGAUCUAGGGGCCGAGGGUCAGUUACAGAACGACUCCGGCCUAACGGGGAUAAGCUAUUUAGAGGUGUCACUGGAGUCGCCCCUAAUAAGCUAAAGGGUGCUGUCUCUUUGCUUCACGACGAAGCAUACUGGUGGUGGCUGCCCGUUAAGGAGGGGACUCAGGCCGAACGACUAACAUGGGAUCUCUAUAAAUCUGCUUUCCAAGGUAAAUAUAUGGGGGCAAGCUACAUCGACACUAGGAGCCAUGAGUUUCUGAAUGUCACGCAAGGGUAUCGUUCAAUGGCCGAGUAUGAGGCCAAGUUUCUUAAAUUAAGCCGCUAUGCGCCAGUCAUGGUGGCAACUGAAGAUGAGAAUUGUGUUCACUUUGAGGAUGGACUCAGGGAUAGUCUGAGAGUUCUGAUAGUUCCACAGAGGGAGUGUGAUUUUCCUGCACUGGUGGUGAACGCAAAGAUAGUCGAAAAGGUUAAGUGCACUGAGCGCCAAAACUGA
Messenger RNA from Gossypium arboreum, 594 nucleotides. RefSeq lists its product as uncharacterized. NCBI's taxonomy places the organism in Eukaryota, Viridiplantae, Streptophyta, Magnoliopsida, Malvales, Malvaceae. The coding region runs from base 1 to 594 and encodes 197 amino acids. The transcript is spliced from 2 exons. The record is from RefSeq and is a predicted model, not a curated record.